Messenger RNA from Hippoglossus stenolepis (Pacific halibut), 906 nucleotides. Its product is annotated as forkhead box protein H1. Bases 107 to 607 code for a protein of 166 amino acids. Gene Ontology annotation, biological process: regulation of DNA-templated transcription. Gene Ontology annotation, molecular function: sequence-specific DNA binding; DNA-binding transcription factor activity. The transcript has 3 exons. NCBI's taxonomy places the organism in Eukaryota, Metazoa, Chordata, Actinopteri, Pleuronectiformes, Pleuronectidae. The record is from RefSeq and is a predicted model, not a curated record.
UGUCCAGACAGUACAUAUAUCCAGGGCUGACCUCUGCAGGUCCACAUCUGCACUCAGACACACUGUUCACAGCACAACUCUGAGCUCAGACUCUCCAACCAAGAAGAUGCAGGAGAACAGGACCCAGAAGUUUGGAGCCGAGCUGCAUCAGCAAGGUUUGUUCAGGAAGAGCACCACCUACCUGGCUAAGAUCGCUGUCGUCCUCCAAGGUGCUGCAGGCAAGAUGCUCACUUUCACUCAGUUGAUGGACAGGCUGGCCCCACUCAUCUGUGAAGACAGGAAAUCUGUUGAGAACAACAUCAGAGUCUGUUUGUCAACACACUCAUGUUUUGUCAAGAUUCCUGUGGUCCCAGAUUCAUUCCACAGUAAGAGGAACUACUGGAAACUGGACCCCGGUCAGAUCACAGCAAAGAUGGUGCGUCGUCACUUUAAAGGAAUCCUGCAGCUCUUCCCUGAGUUGGCCUGCAAAGUGGAAACAGAGGACAUGAGCAGCAGAGCAUCGAAGCACUGCUCAGAUCUCCACUCUCCUGAAGCUGCAGCCUGCAAAGCUGUCAGAUCACACGUGAGACAAAGUUCAGCAGUCCUUUCUCCAUCGAGUCCCUCCUGAAGAGAGACGCUCCCCCGGCUCGGCCCUCCAGACCCUCUCCUCUCUCCAGUGUGCCGGUCAGAGCCGAGCAGCAGCUCAGACAAGUCAGGACAAAGAGGAGCCUCAGCUGGGACUCUGAGGAGCAUCUCCUCCUCCAGGCUCCAGCUGGAAGUUCCCUCAUCUGCUCAACAGGAGGCAGCACACACCACGAACUCGCUGCUAAGAGGAUGCAUGUGAACACAGAGUCUUCAUUCCCCACAUACACAAGAGCUGCUCCUUAUUUCAGCAGCCCACACAGCAGUUACAUCACUUACUCUCUA